Molecule: messenger RNA, 4276 nt
Organism: Dromiciops gliroides (monito del monte)
Lineage: Eukaryota; Metazoa; Chordata; Mammalia; Microbiotheria; Microbiotheriidae
Gene: ZMYND8
Product: zinc finger MYND-type containing 8
Exons: 22
Coding region: 369-3956 (1195 amino acids)
Biological process (GO): regulation of DNA-templated transcription
Molecular function (GO): protein binding
Source: RefSeq, a predicted model, not a curated record
GCUUCAUCACCCAGCUGUGUGGUGAGGGGUCAGGCUUUCCUUAGUAACCUGUGACUUCACAAACUGCCUUGUCAUUAUUUGUCUGUUCUCAGCUAAAUGCUUGGUUGUCAGGAAUCCUUUGGUCCUCUUUUCCCAUUCCUGAGACUUAGAAGAUGACUUGGAAAAUAGCAUUGGUGUUUAAACGAGAGAUAGAAUUAUUGAAUAAACUGCUACCAUUUUAGCCACAGUGAGUGCAGGAAUGAGGCAUUGCAGGGCUGCCAGACGCCAUUUUAAGAAUCCUGCAUGAGUAGCAUAGCUACCGAUGGGUAUGAGGCUGUUAUAGCUUGGCUGAAGAGGAGAUAAAGGCAGAACAGGAGGUGGUAGAGGGCAUGGAUAUCUCUACUCGAUCAAAAGAUCCUGGCUCUGCUGAGCGGACGGCACAAAAAAGGAAGUUUCCCAGCCCUCCCCAUUCUUCAAAUGGUCACUCUCCUCAAGAUACAUCUACCAGUCCCAUCAAAAAGAAAAAGAAGCCUGGCUUAUUGAACAAUAACAAUAAAGAGCAGUCAGAACUAAGACAUGGUCCGUUUUACUAUAUGAAGCAGCCACUCACCACAGACCCUGUUGAUGUUGUACCGCAGGAUGGACGGAAUGAUUUCUAUUGCUGGGUUUGUCAUCGGGAAGGCCAAGUCCUUUGCUGUGAGCUCUGUCCUCGGGUUUAUCAUGCUAAGUGUCUGAAACUGACUGCGGAACCAGAGGGGGAUUGGUUUUGCCCAGAAUGUGAGAAAAUCACAGUAGCAGAAUGCAUUGAGACGCAGAGUAAAGCUAUGACAAUGCUUACCAUCGAACAGUUAUCGUACCUGCUCAAGUUUGCCCUACAGAAAAUGAAACAGCCGGGGACAGAACCAUUUCAGAAACCCGUGUCACUCGAUCAGCACCCAGACUAUGCCGAGUAUAUCUUUCAUCCAAUGGAUCUUUGUACAUUAGAAAAGAAUGUUAAAAAGAAAAUGUACGGUUGCACUGAAGCCUUUUUGGCUGAUGCCAAAUGGAUUUUGCACAACUGCAUUAUUUACAAUGGGGGAAAUCACAAAUUGACACAAACAGCCAAAGUAAUUAUCAAAAUCUGUGAACAUGAGAUGAACGAAAUUGAAGUGUGUCCAGAAUGUUAUCUAGCUGCUUGCCAAAAACGAGAGAACUGGUUUUGUGAGCCUUGUAGCAAUCCACACCCAUUGGUCUGGGCUAAACUGAAAGGAUUUCCCUUCUGGCCUGCAAAAGCACUGAGGGAUAAAGAUGGGCAGGUCGAUGCUCGUUUCUUUGGACAACACGACAGGUCACUUAUCCGGCAACCUCACCUAUCUGGAACACAGCUGAGAACCAGGAAGGCCUGGGUUCCAAUAAAUAAUUGCUACCUCAUGUCUAAAGAAAUUCCUUUUUCUGUGAAAAAGACUAAAAGCAUUUUCAACAGUGCAAUGCAAGAGAUGGAGGUAUAUGUUGAGAACAUUCGCAGAAAGUUUGGUGUAUUUAAUUACUCCCCAUUCCGGACACCAUACACACCCAACAACCAAUUCCAAAUGUUAUUAGACCCCACAAACCCUGGUGCUGGGACUGCAAAGACAGAUAAACAAGAGAAAAUCAAACUGAAUUUUGACAUGACAGCAUCGCCGAAGAUCUUAAUGAGCAAACCCCUGCUGAGUGGUGGCACGGGCAGGAGGAUUUCUUUAACUGAUAUGCCAAGGUCGCCCAUGAGUACAAACUCCUCUGUUCACACCGGCUCAGAUGUUGAGCAGGAUGCAGAAAAGAAGGCAGCUUCCAGUCAUUUCAGUGCAAGUGAAGAGUCGAUGGACUUCCUUGAAAAGAGCACAGCAUCUCCAGCUUCCACAAAGACGGGCCAACCAGGGAGUUUGUCCGGCAGCCCGAAACCUUUCUCUCCACAAGCUUCAACGCCUCUCCCGGUGCCUAAGCCAGAGAGAGCCUCCACUCCUGGAAGCAUUCUGAAUUUGAACCUCGAUCGGAGCAAGGUGGAUAUGGACCUGAAAGAACUGAGUGAGUCCGUGCAGCAGCAGGCAGCCCCUGUGCCCCUCAUUUCACCCAAAAGGCAGAUUCGAAGCCGGUUCCAGCUGAACCUCGACAAGACCAUUGAGAGUUGCAAAGCACAAUUAGGAAUAAAUGAAAUCUCGGAAGAUGUUUAUACAGCAGUAGAGCACAGUGAUUCAGAAGAUUCAGAGAAAUCAGACACGAGUGACAGCGAGUACAUCAGUGAUGAUGAGCAGAAAAGUAAGAAUGAGCAGGAGGAGACAGAGGACAAGGAAAGCAGCCGGACGGACAAAGAUUCAGCAGCCUUGAAAAAAAAACCUAAACCUCCCACUCCAGUGGAAAUCAAAGAAGAUUUAAAAAACACAUCGCCCCCCACUGAAAAAUCAGACCCUCAGGUCAAAGAAAAGUCCACCACAGAUACUGAGAAGGAUUUUUCAGAAAAAGUCAAGACUUUGCCCCACCCUGUGAAAGAGAAAGUUAAAGGCAAAGAUGAGACAGAUUCCCCUACGGUACAUUUAGGUCUGGACUCUGAUUCAGAGAGUGAACUUGUUAUAGAUCUUGGAGAAGAUCACUCUGGGAGAGAGGGACGGAAGAACAAGAAGGAGGCCAAGGAGCCACCUGCUAAACAAGAAGCUGUAGGUAGAGCCCCACCACCCACUAGUGUCAGCAGCAGCCAUCCUCCCCCAGAAACACCCGUCCUCACUCGGUCAGCAGUCCAAACCUCCCCGGCAGGCGUCGCCACUGCCGCCACCACCAUCGCCGCGCCCGCCAUCGCCGCUCCCCCGGCGGCCACCGGGAGCCCCGUGAAAAAGCAGAGGCCACUGCUACCUAAGGAAACUGCUCCAGCCGUGCAGCGGGUCGUGUGGAAUUCUUCAAGUAAGUUUCAAACGUCUUCCCAGAAAUGGCACAUGCAGAAGGUCCAGCGUCAGCAACAGCAGCAGCAGAGUCAACAAGGCCAGCAGCAGCAGCCUCAGUCCUCCCAAGGGACAAGAUAUCAGACCAGACAGGCUGUGAAAGCGGUCCAGCAGAAGGAGAUCACUCAGAGCACCUCGACCUCUACCAUCACGCUAGUGACGAGUACCCAGCCGGUCUCUAUGGUCACCAGCUCAGGAUCCUCAAGCACACUGUCAUCUUCCCUCAACACUGACUUGCCCAUUGCCACGGCCUCAGCAGAUGUGGCUGCUGAUAUUGCCAAGUACACCGGCAAGAUGAUGGAUGCCAUAAAAGGGACAAUGACAGAAAUCUACAAUGACCUGUCUAAGAACACCACUGGAAGUACAAUAGCCGAGAUUCGACGUUUGAGGAUUGAGAUUGAGAAACUUCAGUGGCUCCAUCAGCAGGAACUCUCAGAGAUGAAGCACAAUUUGGAACUGACCAUGGCUGAGAUGCGGCAGAGCUUGGAGCAGGAGCGGGACCGCCUGAUCGCUGAGGUCAAGAAGCAGCUGGAGCUGGAGAAGCAACAGGCCGUGGAUGAGACCAAGAAGAAGCAAUGGUGUGCAAACUGCAAGAAAGAAGCCAUCUUCUAUUGCUGUUGGAACACCAGCUAUUGCGAUUACCCGUGCCAGCAGGCCCACUGGCCGGAGCACAUGAAGUCAUGUACACAGUCAGCCACGGCGACCCAGCAAGAAACAGAUCCUGAGGCCAACACGGAAACAAAUAAAUCCGCCCAGCCCAGUUCAAGUGCACAGGCCCCCCAGACGGACACAGCCAGUGCCUCGAAAGAAAAGGAGAGUCCAGCCGACAAGAGCAGGGAGAAUGUCACGACCAUUCCCGUGGUGGUGAGUCCUUCUGCCGGAACAGUGGCCGUGAGGAGUGGGGGUGGAGGUGGCGGUGGUGGCAGCAGCGGCAGCGGCAGUAACAGUAGCAGCAGUGGCAGCAGCAGCAGCAGCGGUAGUGCCGUUCAGUAUGUCCAGACUGCAAUGCCAGUCCAAGUGCGGAGAGUCUAGCCCGUGACCACCACCAGGUGGAGGGGCAGCCGGCACCUCAGGGGGGAGUUGGAGGAGUGACGAAAACAACUCCCAGCAUGACAGGAGAAGGAAGAGCCACCAGAAAUGUGAAGAGGAGGAAGAAAGAGACAGUCGCCAGCUUUGGAGGUUUAACUUCAAAGGCUCUGACUUUUUUGCUUUGUAUACACAGGACAAGGCAUUGACCACACUACAUUAACAAGGCAUUAGUGCUGUCCAAGGGCAGUUAAAACCCAUGGCAAAUGAAUGCUUCUAGUGUAAAUAAUGUAUAAUUUGUGGAUGUCAUUAAACUUAGAGAACCA